This is a messenger RNA of Trichoderma harzianum CBS 226.95, 633 nucleotides long. RefSeq lists its product as hypothetical. Bases 1 to 633 code for a protein of 210 amino acids. The transcript has 3 exons. The record is from RefSeq and is a predicted model, not a curated record. Lineage: Eukaryota; Fungi; Ascomycota; Sordariomycetes; Hypocreales; Hypocreaceae.
AUGUCUGCUGCCCAACAGGCAAACAUCAACCAGCAAUACCAGCAGCAGCUCCAAGAGUCGCACCUCAUGCACCAGCUGCACCAGCACUACCACCAACAACAACAAGCUCAAGACCCGCAGCCCCGGAGACGCGUCGCCGUGAAGAAGACGUUUCCGACGCUCGUGUCGGCGAGCAUGCGGGACCGGCAGGCGCGCGGGAAGAACGCGUACAAGAAGCAUGAGGACGACUUGACGGAUGAGGAGGCCGAUGACGAUGAGGAUUUGGAGGAGAUGGAGGAGUUGGAAGAGGAGGAGGAGGAAGAGGAUGAGUAUGAUGAUGAUGACUUUGACGAUGCUAGCAAAACGACUACUUCGUCCAUUUUCAGCUGUAAAUCGGAAGCUUUCGAGACGCGUGAGCGGAGAGCGUAUGCUCUUGCGGUGCUGGAUCGGCCUGAGCAGCUGAUGAUGUACGCCAACACCUCAAACGACAGCCUCGCAAGUCAGAGGCUGCGCUUCACGGCCAUGAUGUGCGGCUACGAAGACGAGGCGGAUUGGCGGAACAAUGCGCACUUCAAAACUACCCUGUCGGUGGCGCGGGAGAGGCACGUCAAGACGCGAAAGGCUGUUAAUAACAUGGACCUGGAGGAUGAUUGA